AAGAAAAGUUUCUCAAACUCAUCUGAAACUUAGAAAACCCUAAAACAAUAAACCUCUAUUACACAAACUCCACCUCCAACUUAGAUCCCCUUCCGACAAUGUCUUCUCAUCUCUUUAUCCGUCACCGGAUCUCUCUCCUGAGAACCCUCAAACCCAAUCCCCACAUCAGAACCAUUUCCGGUACACCAUUCCUCUCCCAAGAUCCCCAACUCGCAACAACCGAAUCAACCGAUCAUCACGACCCGACAGGAGGAUCCGCCACGACCCUUCCUCCGAAUCCAGCAACAGGAAGUCCUCUCUACCAAGAAAACUGGCGUAGUCCAAUCCCAAACUCUCCCUCCUUCACCCAAUCCCUAGUCCCUAUGGGAUUCCUAAACCAAGCUCCUUCAUCUCGCAUCAGAGCUCUCUCCGAGACCUUAGACAUGAACUCGCUCCUCAACAUGUUCGCGGAUUGGACGGCCUCGCAGCGUUGGUCCGACAUGAAGCAGCUUUUCGAGUUUUGGGUUCGGUCUCUAGACAAGAACGGGAAACCGAACAAGCCGGAUGUUGACCUUUACAAUCAUUACCUUAGGGCUAAUUUGAUGAUGGGCGCUUCUCCUAGUGAUAUGCUCGAUCUGGUUGCGUUGAUGGAUGAUUUCUCUGUGGAGCCGAAUACGGCGUCGUAUAAUCUAGUUUUGAAGGCUAUGCAUCAGGCUAAAGAGACUGAGGUUGCGGAGAAGCUGCUUAGCCGGAUGCUGAUGUCAGGGAAGGAUGAAUCUCGUCCGGAUGAUGAAUCAUAUGAUUUGGUUAUUGGAAUGAUGUUUUCCAAUGGGGAGAAUGACAAAGCCAUGCAGCUUCUGGACAUCGCAUUAAAAUCUGGUUACAUGUUAUCCACCACGGUUUUUAGCGAAUGUGUGCGUAGCUGUGUAGCUAAAGGUAGGACAGAUACACUUGUCUCCAUCAUCGAGAGGUGUAAGUCUCUUGAUCGGAACAAGUCAUUAUGCCCUAGCUGGAUACUGUGUACAUACAUGGCAGAAGUUGCAGCUCAAGAGGAUAAUAGCAAACUAGCAUUCUAUGCGUUUGAGUUCAUGUACAAUUGGAUCAACAGGGGAGAAAUGGCUAGGCCCGCGGUUUUACUCUCUGUUGAUGAAGGGUUGGUGGUAUCAGCUCUCGCAACUGCUGCUAGGACUUGUUAUCCAACUUUAGUAGAUGGAUCAUGGAUGAUUCUGAAACGGAGCCUGCGUGGGAAAAAGGCAGCCAACCCUGCGACAUACAUUGCAAAGAUAAAUGCUUAUGCAUCGUUGGGGAACCUGCAGAAAGCUUUCAUCGCACUUCAUGAGUUUGAAACCGCAUAUGCUGACGCUGAAAAAGAAGUUAAGGAGGAAAUGCUUUCACCUUUUACAUCGUUAAACCCGCUGGUUGUGGCCUGCUCUAAGAAAGGUUUUGAGACAUUGGAUGAGGUAUACUUCCAGCUGGAGACACUGAGUAAAGGUGAUACUCCAUAUAAGUCUGUUGCUGCUCUAAACUGUAUAGUUCUUGGCUGCGCAAACACAUGGGAUCUUGAUCGUGCUUACCAGACGUUUGAUGCAAUAAGUGCUUCUUUUGGUCUGACUCCUAAUAUUGAUUCGUACAAUGCUUUGAUAUAUGCAUUUGGAAAAGUCAAGAAGACUCCCGAGGCUACAAGAGUGUACUCUCAUCUGGUUGGGGAAGGUGUUAAACCUGAUUCCCGGACGUUUUCAUUACUGGUUGAUGCUCAUCUCAUUAACCGGGAUGCCAAAUCAGCUCUGUCCGUCAUUGAUGACAUGAUCAAAGCUGGAUUUGAACCUUCCAAGGAGACAUUGAAGAAACUGAGAAGGCGAUGUAUCAGGGAACUAGACAACGAAAACGAUGAGAAGGUGGAGUCAUUGGCCAAGAAGUUUCAAAUAAGGAUGGGAUCAGAGAACCGCAGGAACAUGCUUUUCAACAUGGAUUACUCCAGGGGUCGCGCAUAGUAAUGCUACAUGAACUCUUGUGAGGUAUGAAGCUCAGGCAGAGGCUCAUCGAAUCUUUGAAGCUAUGGGAUCAUUUCUCCGUGUUUCGUUGCUGUAAAUUGCUUCAUUUAUAAUCGUUUUGAGUCCUUCAUCUGAUUUUUCCAUUUACGUAGCUCGUUGUUUUAGGAUCACUAAGUGGAUCAUCUCCUGCAGAUGUUUUCAUGCAGCGUUGACCAAUAAAUGUCAAAACUUUUUGGAAUAUUCCUUUUUUUUUAUAUCUUUACAAAAGACCACUAUAUUCGUAAGAUUCAUUUCGGUUAUAACACCAAC
Eruca vesicaria subsp. sativa (arugula) is the source of this 2279-nucleotide messenger RNA. The record is from the annotation of a GenBank genome assembly. NCBI's taxonomy places the organism in Eukaryota, Viridiplantae, Streptophyta, Magnoliopsida, Brassicales, Brassicaceae.